AGGCGGUGGGGGUUAAAUGAGUGGCGUGAGGAAUCUGUGUAGUAUUAUGAGGUAUGGCGGGUCAGUUGGUGUUUGGUUUGUAACGAGUGAGUGGAAAGAUCUGUCUGGUGUGGUAGUUGUAGCUGCAACGCUGGCUGCCUCCUGCCUCACACCUCUGUUGGCUGUGGUCCUCGACACACACGCAAGAUAGUCCGUCGUGUCCUGUCCUUUCCUGCUAGCCCUUCCGCUGCCACUACAGUGUCAUUCUUGAUUCCAGCCUGUCACCAUUCUACACAACUUACAACGACCAGAGCCAGAACAGUGCCAGUCAACUCUCCGCCACCGUUCUUGGCACAACGUCAGGUCUGACACCGCGUAGAAGUGACCAUCGCGGUCGAGGUCUUAGCCGUCUCUACCCCUGUGAAGAUGUGGCGUGAAGGGUUAAGAUUUACCUGCCCCUUUAGUCAGCCCAGACGGUGUGACCUGACCCGACAUACCUUGACCUUGUACCUGCUACUGCUGCUGCCCAUCGUCAGUGCCUCCGUCAGGGAAGUGAUAAUCUUCCCUGACAAAACCGACGACGGGGAAACGUGUCGACCGCUGGGUGGAGGUGACGGGGAGUGUCUGGACCUGUUCCUCUUGCCCUCCGUCGUCUCCACCUUCAAGAAGGUCCACCCUGCCCUUUGUGGCUUCAGGGGUAAGGUUCCCAUAGUCUGCUGCCCCAAGUCCUUCUAUAUGGAGCAGCCGCGACCCACCUCCCCCUACCCAACUCAACCACUACCACCACCCGCCGUAGACGUCAAGUGUGGUCUUGGCGGUAGCAGCAAGAAGAAGAGGCCGCCCAAACUUGCUGGCUUGAUAGGUGGGGUGGAGGCCAAACCCAACUCCUGGCCUUGGGUGGCCGCCGUGGGAAGUAUAGAGAGGGGAGGAAAGGUGAACUGGUUCUGUGAUGGAGUGUUGAUAACACCUCAGUUUGUCCUGACAGCUGGCCACUGUGUCUGGUACUUCGAGGUUGACCUAGUCCGUCUGGGUGGGCACAACCUGACUACACGGAGACCCGCCCAAGUGGAUGUGAGGGUGAGCGUCACCACCUUGCACCCACUCUACAGCCCGCCUUCUCUCGCCCACGACCUGGCUAUCCUGCGUCUCGAUCACCCUGUCAAACUUAGCUCUCAGGUGUCGCCCGUGUGUCUUCCUUGGACUGUUAAGGACUCACCUGACCUAGAGGGCCGGAGCUUCACUUUAGUGGGCUGGGGAGCUACAAGGUUCGGUGGAGCAGGGAGUGACGUGCUAGGAGGUGGACGUGACGGUGUUCCCGCCCAGUCGUUGUGAUGCUGCUUACAAGACGCUGGGGGACUACUCCAUCAGGUUCCCAGACGGUAUUGGCGACGACUUUCUGUGUGCUGAGACAGACAGGGAGGAAAAGAUGCCUGUAAGGGUGACUCUGGAGGUCCCUUGAUGUACAACAGUUUCGGGAGGUACAUGCUGGCCGGGGUGGUGAGCGCGGGUUACAAGUGUGGCUUAAUCAACUUCCCGGGGAUCUAUACGGCCACCUGCCCACACCUGCAGUGGAUCAGAAAGGUAGCCUUCUCAACCCUAACACCAUCUACCCGGUUGGCGACGUUCUCUGGUUGGCACCCACUUUGAGGAUGAUAUUUGCUCCAAAGUCUAGUUUAUUUAGGCUUUGAUUUGCUCAACCUGAACCGUCUUAUGGAUUUGGGAUUGACUGACGAUGCCUUGCAAGAAGCGCCUUCUCCGUAAGGCUAACUCCUGCAGUGUACGUAGACCACACCUCUUGUUGACAACCGACACCCAGCACUCGUAGAAUCACUCAACCUGAUGAUCAUUCAUUUCCCUAAGAGUAUUACCGAUCACUCUGCAUACAACGUGUCAAGAAUAUUGUUGUUUAUAAGUUAACGCAGUUUUAUUAUUUACACCGAUUUAUUUUGUUUUUAUUUUCUUGCUGAAAGAAGAAUUUUGAACUUGUAGCAUAGUAAAAUUAAUGAUCUUAGGCUCGUAGUGUUUGUACAGCUUUAGGUAAUGUUUAGAAUGAUAUCAUAUGAACUUGAAUGUCUUACAGAGUUUUUAAAGGUGUUAUGUGGAGUUUAUAUGUACUUGUAGUUUGUGUUUACGUGUCGGUAUAUGUGAGUUAAACAUCUUGUUACGGUGUCCUGAUGUGUACUGAUGACACCUGUUAUGUGCACCAAUUUCACCUGUUAUGUGCACCAAUUCCACCUGUUAUAUGCACCAAUUCCACCUGUUAUGUGCACCAAUUCCACCUGUUAUGUGUACCAAUUCCACCAGUUAUGUACCAAUUCCACCUGUUAUGUGUACCGAUUCCACCUGUUAUAUGUACCAAUUCCACCUGUUAUGUGUACCAAUUCCACCUGUUAUGUGUACCAAUUCCACCUGUUAUGUGUACCAAUUCCACCAGUUAUGUGUACCAAUUCCACCUGUUAUGUCCACCAAUCAUGACUAUUGUUUUUACAUUUUCAAGUAAUUUUUACCUCAGUUGUAUUUUUUAUAUUAAAAAUAUUCAACCAAU
Molecule: messenger RNA, 2524 nt
Organism: Homarus americanus (American lobster)
Lineage: Eukaryota; Metazoa; Arthropoda; Malacostraca; Decapoda; Nephropidae
Product: proclotting enzyme-like
Exons: 11
Coding region: 406-1311 (301 amino acids)
Biological process (GO): proteolysis
Molecular function (GO): serine-type endopeptidase activity
Source: RefSeq, a predicted model, not a curated record